Messenger RNA from Dreissena polymorpha, 8439 nucleotides. Its product is annotated as rhophilin-2-like. NCBI's taxonomy places the organism in Eukaryota, Metazoa, Mollusca, Bivalvia, Myida, Dreissenidae. The transcript is spliced from 15 exons. The coding region runs from base 108 to 2126 and encodes 672 amino acids. Gene Ontology annotation, biological process: negative regulation of stress fiber assembly; signal transduction. The record is from RefSeq and is a predicted model, not a curated record. Gene Ontology annotation, molecular function: protein binding.
ACAACUUGUACUGAUAUGCUGAAAACUAAGACCGUCUAAAAAUGACAUCUUUCUGUAAUGGUUUCGAUUACAUUUUAAACUAUAUUGCGAUAAAAUUAACAUAAGAAAUGGAAUCAGAAGUGAGUGAAAAAGACGAUGCACUAUCGGAUUUGAAGAUGGAUUUUAUAGGAAGAAAGGGUUGCGAUCCACUGCUGUCAACUGCAAGGGGAAAGCUUCAAAAACGGCGGUCCAAGUUGAACGACGAGAUCAACAGAGAACUUCGUAUGAGGAAUGGAGCUGAAAACUUGUACAGAGCUACGGACAACAAGCGUCUGAAGGAACUGGUGUCAGUAGAACUGCUGUUCUUCAACUCCAACAUACAACUGCUGAAGGAAGAAGUGUCAGAUCUCAACAGCUCGGUCACAGUCUACCAGCAUGACAAUUCAAAUGUUGUUCCAAUGAUUCCACUGGGACUCAAAGAGACCAAGGACAUUGACUACCGAGUAGCUAUCAAGGACUUCAUAUUGGAGCACUACAGCGAGGAUGCUGACAGCUACAACACGGCUCUACAAGAUCUACAGGAGCUCAGACUGGCUAUUCGCACUCCACAUAGGAACGACUCGGGCGUAGAGCUGUUGAUGGAAUACUACAAUCAACUCUACUUCCUUGAGAAGCGUUUCUUUCCACCUGAUAGACGCAUCAGCAUCAUGUUUCAUUGGUAUGAUUCGCUGACUGGUGUUCCAAAUAUCCAGAAGACGUUGACCUUUGAGAAAGGUAGCGUUAUGUUCAACAUCGGUGCGCUGUAUACCCAGAUAGCCUGCAAACAGGAUCGAUUAACAAAACAUGGCUUGAAGGAGGCAGUGCGUUACUUUGAGUUGGCGGGCGGAGCGUUCCGCUACCUUCACAACCACUUCACUCACGCACCUUCCAUGGACAUGCAGCCUCAGACCCUGACUAUGCUGGUACAGCUCAUGAUGUCCCAGGCCCAGGAGUGUGUGUAUGAAAGCCUGUGUCUGGGGGGCGUGGCAGGGGGAGUACAGCAGUGCUCCUACGCGGCACAGGAAGCUGCCAUGGUAUCUCACAUGUACCGUGACACUCAGCAACUGAUGCACACGGAGCAUGUCAAGGACUACAUCCCGUACUCGUGGCUCUCGAUGGCGCAGGUCAAGGCUGAGUACUACGCUGCUCUUGCUCACCACCACGUUGCCAACGCACUCCUAGACCAGCCUGACAGUAUAGACAUGGAGAAGAUUUCAGAGCUGGUCAGCUGUCUGGAGCGCGAGGAAGACGAGAAUGAACCAAUAGAAGUACCACAGACCUUUGAUCAGCGGAAAAAAUUGGCUAAAGCUCAUCUGAAAGAGUCCCUGAUAUGCCAUGAGGAGGCGCUACGACUUCAUGACAUGUGUAAGCAGCUGAGAAAGAUUGACACCUUCCUGGGGAUUCUCAAGAGGGCACAUGACAGUUCAGUCAACAAGUUCGCCACAUUGGAGGAGGAGGAUGACUUCACAGAGAUCCACACUGCACCAAAGGUCAAGGCCACAACCCAUCAGAUUGUUGCCCCAGUGACCCCAGAGUUUGCAAAGGUCAAAGUUCAUGAGUUCUUUCAUAAACUGGGUCCCAUUGCAUUAUUCAAUGCCAAGAACCAGUGGUCGGCUCCCAGGUCUGUGCUGCUAGACAGGAGCCAGGUGCAGGGAUACGGCUUCAGUGUGCGAGGGGAUUGCCCUGUGAAAAUAGCAGAAAUUGAGCCGGGAAGUGUUGCAGAGGCAGCAAACAUCAAUGAAGGGGAUUUCAUAGUGGCUGUGGGUGAAGUUGACACAAAACGGUCAAGACACGACGAAGUAGUGAAUCUAGUUCGUCAGGCCGGCCGUAAUCUCAUUCUGCGCCUUGUAACGCCGAUGAACCAGGACUGUCUGGAGGUGGGCGGCGCUGCCUCUGCGCCAAGUACGCCAAAGACGCCGCAGCGCAUGCAGAGCCCCGGUCACAGUAUGUCUGGCGCGAGUAGCAAGAGCGGAAAGAGCAGUAGACUCAGCGCAUCGUGGAUUUUCAAUCGUAAAGGUGCGAAGGAGAAGGAAGAGGUUCGUCAGGAUGAUUUCAUUUUGAUGGGCGAUGAUUCUGACAAGUUUAGCGACCAUGAUAUACUAAUGUGAGAAGCAUCCAAAUACUGUGAAACUGUUGUUAUUUGUUGGUAAUUUAAGUUGUGGGGCAUAUAUAAGUUGGAGUUACCAAAAUAUGAAAUCCACAAAAUUGCGUGUCAACAAUAUUGUGAUUUCUUGAAAACCAAAAAAGAUCAUGCUGACGAAAAUGGAUUGUUUUACAGUAAAUAGUUUUGCCAUGAAAGCUUGAAUUUUUGUAUAAUUGCUUGGUAGCUCGAUUGCAUCUGUAAAUAUGGUGAUAUAAGAAUGCACGAUUCACAAUUUACAAUUUACAAGUGACGGUCUUAAGAUCUGAAUUUGCACAGAAUUUUACCAUAUGUCAUCCCUGCUAGCUGUACAUGUUUAGAAUUUUAUGCUUGCAUGUCAGAUUGUCUGUUUUCCCAUUUUUUCAUAUCAUUUCAUGGUUUUUAGGAGAAACAAUACUACCAUUUAUUUGUACACCAAUAGCAUUGAAUAGAGUUUAAAUUGUAUUGGUCAGUAAUCUUUCUAUAGGUUUGUUGUGCUAACUGUGGUAAAACAGUGUUUAUUUAAUAAAUAUUGUAGGGCAAUGGUUUACGUAUUUCCAUGUAACCUCAUCAAUUGUCAGCAUUCAUUUUAAGUAUUUGGGUAUGUUUUGUGUUAUUUGAGCCAUUUUUUAGGCAGGGUACUGGGUUAUUUGUCUCAGAUGUGUUCUGUAAAUUGUAAUGUUUUUGUGGUUGUUUUUUUGCCCCUAUUUCAUCAAUGUCUGUUCAAGUGAUAGAUUAGUUAAAACUUAUUUAUUUAAAACAAAAAUUGUUAUACAUAUAAUUUCAUACAACAUUUAUAGCAUGUACAAGUUCUAAUGGGAUCGGAACGAAAGACAAUGUGUUAUGUGUUUAAUGGUAGAUCCCCCUGGCAAUGGUACUUUUUUUUCACCCAACAUUCUUUCACUUGGUACCAAAUUUUUUUAAACAUAUGAUGCCUGAUUUUUUCAUUUGAUAUGAAUGUUUGCAUAUUGGGUACCGAAACACUAUAUUUUUUUUUUUAAUACGAACUAGAUGCUUCAGUUAUUUGAGCUCUUGUUAAGUUUAUUUAUAUUUGAAUACAUUUAAAGUGCUUGUGUGGCAUCCGUGCAUGGCUCUCUCUGCCAUUUGCAAUUGUUACCAAAUGCAAACAUUUAGAAAGUUGCUAUUGUAUAUUUCAAUGUGGAAAAAAAGGCAAAAACUGAUUUUUAGCUCACUUGAUUACUUUUGUGACAGGUCUUUGUGCGUCGUCCGUCCGUCCGUCGUCCGUCCACAUUUGUUCGUAAACACUCUAGAGGCCACAUUUAUUGUCCGAUCUUCGUGAAAGUUGGUCAGAAGAUUUGUCCCUAUGAUAUCUCGAUCAAGUUCGAAACUGGGUCAUGCAGGGUCAAAAACUAGGUCACUAGGUAAAAAAAAGAAGAAAAACCUUGUAAAAACUGUAGAAGUAACAUUUUAUGCACAAUCUUCAUGUAACUUUGUCAAAAUGUUUGCCUCAUUUAUAUGUUGGUUGAGUUUAAAAGUGGUUUCGGUCCGUUGAAAAACAUGGCCGCUAGUGGGCGGGGAAGUUUUCCUUAUUUGGCUUAGAGAAACCUUGUAAACACUCUAGAAGUCACAUUUUUUUCCUAAUCAUCGUGAAACUUAGUCAAUACAUUGGUUUUAUUGAUUUCUCGGACAAUGUGGAAAAUGGCUUAGAUCGGUGAAACACACUUUUUAGCUCACCAAAUUGCUCAGGUGAGGUUUUAGGAUUGGUCUUUGUCAGCCGUCUGUCCGUCCACAUUUGGUUUGUAAACACUCUAGCAUUCACAUUUCUCAAGCAUUCUUUAUCAAAGUUGCUGAAAGAUGUCCGUCAAGUUCGAUAAUGAGCAAAAUCACAUAAUUAAUUCCAUAAUUAUUGCCCUUUGAUUGUUCAAAUUUUCUUUAUAUUAUACAAAAUGCUUGUUAACACUCUAGAGGUCACAAUUUUGUUUCAGAUUUUAUGAAUCUUGGUCAUAAUAUUUAUUUUUGUAGCAAAUUUUGAUGUUUGGUAAGGGGGUCAACUCAAAAUAUAGGUAACCAUGUCAAAUCUUACAAAAACAAAAACAUUCCAUACGCCAGAGUUUUGGUUCAAUAAUGAUGAAACUUGACCAGGAUGUUUGUCUGGACAAUAUCUAGGUAAAGUUUGACAUUUGGUAAAGAUUGAAUGAACUGACUCCUCUGAGGUGAGCAAACUAGGGCCAUCUGGGCCCUCUUGUCUAUUAUUUCUCGCUAAACAAAGAAAAAAUAUAUAUGCAUUGAAGACACUACAAUUUAAUAAUGUUAUAAAAUAACUCUUUUUUUUUAAUUGGCGAAAAAAAAAAAAAAAAAAAAAAACUGGCAAAAAUGGUUGGGGAAGAAAAUUUUUAACACAGGGAGAGCCCAGCAAUGUAGAAUCUUAUCCAUACCUUCAUGUCAAUGGUUGUAAUUUUAUCAUUUGUGUGUCAACAUGUUAUUUCUGUGCUUGCUGAUGUGAUGUCACUACGUUUUUAAGUUGCUUUUAAGUGUUGUGUUUUUGUUUUUUUGUACAUUUUGUUACUUUGUAUUGUUAAGCUUGCUGCCAACGUUUUUCUUUGUUUUACUAUAUUCUAUUUAUUUUUAAUAUUUAGUGUUAAUAUUUUUGCCAUUAUUUUAUAAAAAGUAAAUUAUAUUAAAGGUUUAUGGUAUUGAGGUAUAAUUUUGUACAAUCGCUCUGCCAGUAUUUUAUUGAAUUUGUAUGUUUGUUUCAUGCAAUAUUUUAUAUGGUAAUGUUUUGUGCUGUUGUUAUUUCAAUAUGAGGUUGCUGAUUCUGCCUUGGGAUGCAAAAAACAUGCCAAAAACUGUAGAAAAAUUACUUGACAGUUGCAGAAACAAAUCCAGUAUUGUGUGUUGUUCACAUUUAAUUUCAGGGUAUUUAAUAUUUCUCUAAAUGAUCCUUGAUAUGAAAAAUAGUUGUUUUUAUUCUUGAAAAUAUUUUGGUUUUCGUUUGCACUAUAAUGUAUAUUUUUGCCACAAACUUGUUACUUGAUUGCUUUGUAUAGUGUAAUUUUGAUAGAGAGGUAUUACUGGUAAGGGUAUGUUAUAGAAUUGAUAUUGUUUAGCUGCUUUGGGAAUCCACACAAUGUCAGUACAACUAGGAAUUUUGUAUUUGUAAUUAAAAAAGUAUUAAGUUAUAUAUUGGUAUUUAACUUAUGACAUAAACAUAUGUGAUUUUGAUUGAAACUAGUAAAUAGUUUUGUCCAUUUCAGGGACCUUUUCACGUUCUUAUAAAUGGACAAAAUUGAAACAAAUUGUUUUAGCUUUGCAAAUUUUCUUUGUAGUGAUGUUUUUUGAUGGGAAACAGUUAUACUGAACAUUUUCCAUGCACUAAAAUCCAUUAGAUGCAUAUUUUGAUGAUUUAAAAACCUGAAAAUUAAAUGAUUCUUGAUAUGAAAAAUAGUUGUUUUUAUUCUUGAAAAUAUUUUGGUUAUUGUUUGCACUAUAAUGUAUAAUGUAUAUUUGGCCACAAACAUGUAACUUGAUUGCUUUGUAUAGUGUAAUUUUGAUAGAGAGGUAUUAAGGGUUUGUUAUAGAAUAUAUAUAUUUUUCGCUGCUUUGGGAAUCCACACAAUGUCAAUACAACUAGGAAUUUUGUAUUCUUAAAUAUUGCUAAUUAAACAAAUAUGAAGUUAUUUACUGGUAUUUAACAUAUGACAUAAACAUAUGUGAUCUAUUGAAACUAGUAAAUAGUAUUGUCCAUUAAAGGGACCUUUUCACGUUUUGAUAAAUUGACAAAAUUAAAAAAAAAUUGUUUCAGAUUUGCAAAUUUUCUUUGUAGUGAUGUUUUUUGAUAUGAAACAGUUAUUCUGAACAUUUUCCAUGCUCCAAAAGCCAUUAUAUGCAUAUUUUGACAAUUUAAAAACCUGAAAUUAUUAAGUGUUACAAACACAAAAUGAUCAUAUAAUUUGGACAGUUCUGUUGUUAUUGUUAUAUUUUGUGACAAAACCAGGAUUGAUAGAUAGAGACGUGUUCUGAUAAAAUUGGGCAUAAUGCAAGUGCGUAAAGUGUCGUCCCAGAUUAGCCUGUGCAGUCUGCACAGGCAAAUCUGAGACAACACUUUCCACUUUUAUGACAUUUUUCGUUUAAAUGAAGUCUCUUCUUAGCAAAAAGCCAAUUUAUGCGGAAAUUGUAGUCCCUGAUUAGCCUGUGCGGACUGCACAGACUUAUCUGGGACGACACUUUACACACAUGCAUUAUGCCCAGUUUUCUCAGAACAUGACUCAUAUUAUGAAUAAAAUACAUGAAAUGGUUCCUGAGCUUGGAUGGCUGAGCGCAAGACUUUUACUCCAAGGGUCAGUGGUUUUACUUCAAGGGUCAGUGGUUUUACUCCAAGGGUCAGUGGUUUUACUCCAAGGGUCAGUGGUUUUACUCCAAGGGUCAGUGGCUUUACUUCAAGGGUCAGUGGUUUUACUCCAAUGGUCAGUGGUUGGAGCCAAGGUGUGGAGUACUAGUUUCUUUUCUUUCAUUUUAUUUUUGUUUUAAACUUGAACUCUUUAGUUCCGAUGUUAACAUUUAUCAAUGUAAAGCAUUGAAUGAAAAACUUCAAAACCUGCCAAAAUCUGUGAAAAGGUCCCUUUAGAAUUGACGAUGAUUAAUGUCACUCAUACCUCCUGUGUAUUUAGGACUUUGUUACCUUAGAAACGGAUUUUAUUUUUAUUCCAGUAGGAAAAAUAAAGCAUAGUUAUUAAAUUGUGCAAGUCUUUUAUUAGGCCUUGACACAAAAAUGUUUUUUUAACUUUAUAAUGUUGUAUAAAGCUGUCUAGUUUUAGCUAGCCACACAAAAUGUGUAUGUUAUGUAAUGUUAGAUAUAUAUUUAAUGUUUAUACAUGUUUUGAAGAAGUUUUGUUAAUAGAAAUGUUUCAGCUGAAUUUUUUUAUUGUUUUGGAUCCACAUUUAAUUGUUCAUUGUUAUAUUUAAAGCAUAAUAAGGAUUCAUUUGCAAAUCCGCUUUUAAUAUUUGUCUUUAUGUGGCAAUGUUUUCCUAUCCUUUCUUUUAUUAUCCUUCUUAAAAUUGUUGAAAUUUGUGCCCUCUUUUACAUCUAGUGUUUCCACAAAAUUGUUACAACAACUUGGUAUGUUUGGAUGGAGGGGCAUUUUGUGCUCUUUUAACCCAUUUACGCCUAGUGGACUCUCCCAUCCUUCUAAAUUGGAUCAAUUUAUUUCCGAAAUUAGUGAGUUCAAGUAUAUUUAUUUCUAUAUGUAGAAAAUUUCUUACAGAAAUUUCUUCAAGCAAACAGCACAGACCCUGAUGAGACGCAGCAUCAUGCAGCGUCUCAUCUGGGUACAUGCUGUUUUCGAAGGCCUUUUUUCUAGACGCUAGGCAUAAAUGAAUUAAAAAGCCCUGAUAAGGGUUUAAUCGUAUUGUCAGUGUUAUAUAUGUUUUUUUUAUACAUUUUUUGCAGUGUUCGGUUAUUGGAUUGUUUAAUGAUUUUUAAUACUGUUAUAUGAUGGUUGUUUUGAACGUUGCUGUGCCAUUAGUUGAUGUUGAAAAUCCAUCACUUGCCCUUUUUGAGGUAUUUGUUAAAAUGUGUCAUGUUCUGAAAAAACUGGGCAUAAUGCAUGUGUAUAAAGUGUUUCCCAGAUUAGCCUGUGCAGUCUGCACAGGCUAAUCAGGGACAACACUUUCCGCUUAACUAGAUUUUAACUAGAUUUUGGUAAAAAGGGACUUCCUUUAAACGAAAAAUACCAUUAAAGCGGAAAGUGUCAUCCCUGAUUUGCCUGUGUGGACUGCACAGGCUAAUGUGGGACGACACUUUACGCACAUGCUUUUUGCCCAGUUUUUACAGAACAAGGCACAAAUGUUCCUGCCUUUUAACAUUUGUUUUCAUUUUAUAUUAAAUUGUCGAAUGCAAUUUGUAUUACUAUUGUAGGUAGCUAUGUAUGUAGAAAUGUAAAUAUUCUUUAGUUUUGUUUACCUUAAUGAAGACAGUUUUUGGUCUAUUGUAAAGUGGAGAUCUGAGAAAAAAAAAGCUGAUAUGUUUUACAUUUUGUUGUCUUAAAUGGCUAUAAAAACAAAUGUGUAUAUAGCUUUAGAUUUGUUUCAAUGUCUUCUUUUUAAGUUGUUUAUGAAUUCAAAGUGCCUUGCAUGUUUAAGAAGUUUUUACAGACUUUUUCUUUCUAUGGUAGAGAAAGGAACAGUUGGAUCUUGCUAGCAUCGAUAUUAGUCGCAUUGUUUUUGCCGAUAUUCAUCAAUAUAUUAUUAUAUACUGCUGUUUUUAAGAAAUGCAUAUAUGAACUUAUCGCGUUAUCAUAUCACAAUGCACAACAUGUAUGCAAUAAAAACUAUGCAAAAUAAAA